CGUCUAUCGUGUCUUAUGUAAUAGCAUAAUUAAUCAAAGAAAAAACUUAUUUUUUAUUUCCUUGCAUGAGAUCGAAAACCAUACUAAAACGUAAAUGUACAUCUUAAAAUUUUAGACGAUAACUAAUAAACAUUUUCGUUGGACUUAACUUCUAUGUAGUAAUCUAUUAUUUGUGGUAUCAAACACACUGACUAUAGACCAAUAAACAUCGAGUGUAAAUAAGUUGUAUGUCUAAACAUGGUUAAAAUUCACAUUUUAUUUGACCAAAAGAAUUCACAAUAAAAACUCGCUUCCACGGAAUAAUAAUGACCAAAAAUAAAGAUUCAAUAUGUAGAUAACAGGAUGAUAUAUGUGAUCUUUUUUGUUUUGUUUCUACGGGCAUUAAUAGGACAAGUUAUGAACGAUCCGAUAAAAAUCCAAAGACACAUUUCACUUGUGGACGUUAUGAAACAAGGAAGACACCACCAAUAAUGAAUCUCCUUUAAACUUUUUGAUAAAGGAACUGAAGCUUUUGUCAAAGUGUAUCCAAUAAUGAAAAUUUUAAAUUUUAAAUCAUGAGUCUAUGCUUUUGGUUAGAAAGAGACAAGACAUUAAAGAAACAACAAAGGUUUUUUUGACCUACAAGCCACUUCUCCAUCUCUUAAUGAAGAAGUAAUUGCAUUUUAUAUAUUUAUUUAUUUUCUCAAUUUCCUCACAUGUUAUCUAGUGAAAUGUAUAUUUAGUGCUGAUUUUUUUUUUUGUUAUAUGAUAUAAGAGUUAACCAACGAGACAGACACAUCAUAUAAAAAGUUCAUAUUGGCCAUAAUAUACAAGUCUAGCCUAAUAUAUAACCGAAAAUAUGUGUAUUUCUGAUUCAUAAUGCACAUCCCACAACAAAUUACAUAAUAAGUUGUUUCGGUAUAGUGGUGUCACAGUGUGCAUGCUUUAUAGAUCAAGUUUAUGAAUAUCAACUAAUAAAUACUACGUGCUACAAGUAAUUUUCACAUAUCAAUUCACGGUAGCUGCUUUAAUGGACUAGUAAAUUAAAUACAAAAUGGACUAAGUCACUAACAUAGUGCGAGGUUUGCUUUUGUUUUGUUUCAAUCAAAAGUAAUACAAGUAUUGAUUUUAAUCUAAUAUUUAUUUGGUGGGAAAAAUUCUCAAAUAUUUCCUUCUUCCUUUUAGAGUCUAGUAGGAUAUAACUAAUGACAAAUUUCCACAGCUGAUUAAUCUAUUGUAUAUAAGAUUUUUGUAACGAGCAAUUACUAAGCAGCAUAGCAAUUGUAUGAAGAAGUUUGUAAUGAAAGGUGAUAUUCAAAGAAGUGAAUUUUGUAAUUAAGAUGCUCUUCAUCGUCUCCUAUAGUUAUUUAUUCAUAGUGAUCGUUUUAACUAACCAUGCAUGGGAAGAAAAUCAUAUGACGUUGUGCAGGAUUUCCUUCCUGCAAAGAGAAUUUAUACCACGUUACACAUUUUAUGAAUCCAAAAACAAUAGUUAAACCGCGCUUUGUUGUAGAAUGCAAUACAUUUAAAUUUACUGUUAGUUCUUGAGUUGUAUCAGCUUAUUUAUUAAAAAAAAAAUAGCUGAAAGAAAUUAAAGUAAAAACUUAUCAAGCGCACUGAGUGGACACAAUAUAAAUACUCACAUAGACCAAAGCUAAAUUCUCUCAAGAAACAAAGUAAAAGAAAGAAAGAAAAAGAACAAAGAGAAAAACAUAUUAUUCUCCUCAGAGUAGAUUCUCAACUUCUCUACAUGAAUCUAAACUGAGAAUUCAAUUGGUCUCUUCUUCUCAUAGAGAUCACACCUUCUUUGUUAGUUUUUAUUUUCCUUCUUGUUCGGUUCUUCUCUUCACCAAUGGAUUCUUUUACUACUCAGAAAACUAAACCAAGAAAGACAAAGAGGCUUGCCAAAAAGUCUCGUGUUCAGAUAAUCUUGGAUAUUGUUUCUCGGACGAUCGAGACAAUUGUUGUUCUGGUUACGGUUUCUAAGCUCUGCUACCAGCUCGUUGUCACGUUUCAUGAUUCUGGUGUCGCCGCGGUUAUUCUCGCAAACCGUAAUCUCGCGUUUGUUGUAGGAAACGCGAUAGUCAUCACUCUUAUCGCGAAUUCCGGCCUUCUCUUGAAUCAAAAAGCUGUUCCGAAGUACAAAAGCAACGAUCUUUACGUGGAGUUUGUUCAGGAGAGUUCAAGGAGAGAUGGUGUUCCACGGCAUGAGAUGAGAAACAGAGGAAAACAGAGCGAAGCAGAGAAGGAGGCUAAAGAGAGCAUAACCGAAACCAGACCAAAACAGAGUGAAGCAGAGGAAGAAACACAGAGCAAAGCUGAGAACAUACCAAAACAGGGCAUUUCCGAUCAGGGAGAGGGACAGGUUGUAAUUAAGAAGAAGACAAAGAAGAUCAUUUCUGAGAAGAGAGUGAAAAUGAGCAAACCUGAGAAGCUAACAGAGCAGAGCACUUCAGUGAAGAAGAUGGAGAAAGAAAGCAUAGUUGAGCCUCAAGAGGAGAGGCAGCAAAUACAGAGUUACCAACGAAGCAAGUCAGAGAAUUUGGAGGGUUUAAAGAAGAGUUACUGUGGGAGAUUAAAGAGAUCGGAGACGGAUGCCUCCUCUGAAAGAAUUGAUUCUGACGACGAACUCCGAUUCAAGAUCGAGUCUUUCAUUGCCAAGCAGAGGAGAAAUCAAAAUGAUGAUUAGUUUCGUGUCUAUUUAGAUUUUUUAAAAAUAUAUUUUAAAAUGCAACCAAAUAACGAUAGCUUCUGCAAAUACCCUUCACGUUAAAUUACCAUGCUACGUUGCGGAUUACCUUUGUGUUACCUUUGGAAAACAGAGUAUUUUUUUCAACUAUCGCCAUGUGGUAGGUGAACCAUUUUCAACAAGGUGUGCGUAGAGUAUAAACUUUUGGUUAUCUCACCUAA
This is a messenger RNA of Brassica rapa (field mustard), 2889 nucleotides long. RefSeq lists its product as uncharacterized. Lineage: Eukaryota; Viridiplantae; Streptophyta; Magnoliopsida; Brassicales; Brassicaceae. The record is from RefSeq and is a predicted model, not a curated record.